This is a messenger RNA of Hyaloperonospora brassicae, 1554 nucleotides long. The record is from the annotation of a GenBank genome assembly. NCBI's taxonomy places the organism in Eukaryota, Oomycota, Peronosporomycetes, Peronosporales, Peronosporaceae.
AUGCAGUCAACGUGUGUGUCUGCGCCUGGCAAAGUGCUGCUUGCGGGCGGGUAUGUGGUACUUCAGGAGCAAUACACGGGCAUCGUGCUGUCGACGACUGCGAGGUUCUAUGCGCAAGUGGAGGCUCAGGGUAUCGAACCUGACACUGCCGUGGGCACAGCGUCAGGCGAUUGGCGUCCGUUGUUCCCGUUGACAGUGGAGAGUGAUCAAUUCAAGCAGCGGAUUGAUGGCUGGAUCGAAGAAAAGCGCGAUGACGGACGAUCGUUGCGAUUCCAGCUCAGGAAGAGCUCGCACCGCAAUGUGUACAUUGAAGACACCGUGUUGUGUGCGGUGAAUGGAACCGCUGGGCUGAGCGAGUUCAAGAGUGCAGACACGUUUCGGAAGCUCGUGAAGACGAAGAAGCGUGUGCACGUUCGACUUUGGGGCGACAAUGACUUUUAUUCUCAAGUGCAGAGACUGCAAGAUGCCAAGCAGCCACUUUGCCGCGACAGCUUGAAGGCACUUGAUGCCUUCCUUCCCCCUACGAUGGAAGAUCGAGGUGGCGAGUUUGUUGCAUUGAAGACAGGAAUGGGGAGCUCUGCUGCUCUCGUGACGUCACUUGUUGCAGCCCUCGUGACGUUCUUUGUGCCGGCUAUAAGCGUUGAGGAACGGCAGAGGGAUCUGGAGCUGGUGCAUAAUUUGGCCCAGUUGAGUCACUGCUACGUCCAGCGCAAAAUUGGCAGCGGCUUCGACGUAUCGGCAGCAUGCUUUGGUUCGCAGUCGUAUACCCGAUUUCCAGUGUCAGUCUUGGACACGUUCACGUCCGAAAACGCGAUAGAGCCGGAGAGGAUUGCGCUUUGCAUCACAGACCACGCAUUGUGGAACACUUCUGAUCGCGUGAAACCUGUUCGAUUGCCUUCUACCUUCCACAUGAUGAUGGGAGACGUGUCAUCCGGAUCGGCGACUGUGUCAAUGGUCCGGCAAGUGUUGAAGUGGCAAAAAGAUCAUCCUGAGCACGCAGCGCGAGUGAUGGAUGCUAUCCAUAGCCAUACCAUGGAUGUUGAGCGUGGUUUUGCUGAAAUCUGCGAUUUGGAGACUAGCUUCACCGUACGCGAUUGGAAAGAGAUGGCUGCUGUAAGCCGCAACCAGUGGAGUAUGAAAGAUGCUGAUGUUGGGGCUGCGCUCACGAGAGUAAGCGUCGCCUACGCAGGCCUUCGACAACUGAUGCGUGAAAUGGGAAUAUCUGCCGGAGUCGCAAUUGAGCCACCAGAACAAACAGCGAUCCUAGACGCAACGUUAGCGAUUCCUGGUGUGUUGCUUGCUGGAGUGCCUGGAGCCGGCGGGUACGAUGCGAUUUGUGUGCUUGUGCUCCAUGAGAGUGUUUUGCAAGCAGUGGAAGAUCUGUGGGUCCGAUGGCCCAAAACGCAUCCCGACUCCAUCAUUUGCCCACUGCUUUGUGAUGUCGACCGUGGGCUGACGAGUUCGCUGCGAGCAAGAUCGGGACUUCGAGUUCACGCUGUUGAGUACUUUCGUACCUACCUACGUUACUCCUUGUGCAGAAUAGAUGAAGGUUGA